This is a messenger RNA of Drosophila guanche, 1205 nucleotides long. Its product is annotated as sulfotransferase 1 family member D1. Gene Ontology annotation, molecular function: sulfotransferase activity. The transcript is spliced from 3 exons. Gene Ontology annotation, cellular component: cytoplasm. NCBI's taxonomy places the organism in Eukaryota, Metazoa, Arthropoda, Insecta, Diptera, Drosophilidae. The record is from RefSeq and is a predicted model, not a curated record. Gene Ontology annotation, biological process: sulfation. The coding region runs from base 1 to 1080 and encodes 359 amino acids.
AUGCGGUCCCAACUGCCGAGACGUUCAGUUCGCUUAGCAAUCGCCAUGCCCCAGUCGAGUUUCUUUGCCAAGAGCGUGCCCUUCGAGCAGAUCGAUAAGCUGGCCAUCAGUGGCGGCUACUCCUCGAUCUUUGCCAGCCAGGAGCCCUCGGUGCCAGUGGUGGGACAGUGGGAGCAUCGCUUCUGCCGCCUGGCGGACACCUUUCAGCCCGUGCUCGAUCGUGUCUAUGAGUUUGAGGUGCGCGCGGACGAUGUGUGGAUUGUGACGCUGCCAAAGUGCGGCACCACCUGGAUGCAGGAGCUCACCUGGCUGCUGAUGAACAAUUGUGACUUUGAGACAGCCAAAAGCGUGGACUUGACACUGCGAUCGCCCUUUCUGGAGUUCAAUGGGGUUGUGCCAAAUGUGCCUCACGACACCAUUGAGGCAGCCAAUGCCAUGCCCUCGCCGCGUCUCAUCAAGUCCCAUCUGCCCGCCUGGCUGCUGCCUCGUCAGAUCUGGACGAAGAGGCCGAAGAUCAUUUACGUUUACCGCAACCCCAAGGACGCGGCCAUCUCGUACUUCCAUCACUGGCGCGGCAUGGUCGGCUAUCAGGGCACCAAGUCGGACUUCAUGCACUCCUUCAUCGAUGGCUACGUGAACUUUACGCCCUGCUGGCCGCAUGUGCUCGACUUUUGGCAGCUGCGGCACGAGCCGCACAUUUUCUUCACCAGCUACGAGCGCAUGAAGGCCCAGCUGGGUGAGGUGAUACGCGAGGUGGCGCAGUUCCUGCAGCGAUCGGUAAGCGCGGAGCAGGUGGAGCAGAUGUCGCAGCAUCUGUCUUUUGAGAGCAUGCGCGACAAUCCCGCCUGCAAUCAUGUGAAGGAAUUUGAGAGCAUGAAGGCGGCCGCCGGCCGGGAGGUGGAGGAAUUCAGCUCCCCUAACCAUAGAUUCGUGCGUCGCGGCGUUGUUGGCAGCCACAAGGAUGAGCUCACCGCUGACAUCAUACGGGAGUUUGAUCUCUGGUCGGACAUCAAUCUGCGCGACUACAAAUUGAACAUGGAUGACUUUGCCAACUACAGCAAGUACGCUGCGUCGUUGUAAUUGUCCGAGUUAAUCGUUUUGUAUUGUAUAACCGUUUUGUUAAUAGUGUGUAAACUGUGUGGUGAUAUAACUAUAUAUAUGUUUAAUAAUAAAUGAUGGCAAACUGAGCCCUUCCCCAACUAGAA